Molecule: messenger RNA, 1098 nt
Organism: Meloidogyne enterolobii
Lineage: Eukaryota; Metazoa; Nematoda; Chromadorea; Rhabditida; Meloidogynidae
Source: the annotation of a GenBank genome assembly
AUAUUUUGUGGAUUAAUUGUACAUUAUAGUAUUGGAUGUCUACAAUGGGAUGGAUUGUGUUUUAAAGAAGGUAGCAUUUUUAAACUUAUCGGAUCGCUGAAUUCUAUAAAUUUCUUCCUAUUCUAACCAAUUUUGAGCUUUUUAUCCAACGAAAAUUUAUAAAAAACUGAUCACGAAUCCGUAGGCAGGUUUUUUUGAAACAAAAACACCCGAAAACCAAGGGAUAGAUUGCUGAAAUUUUUAGUAUGCAAAUGGUGAAUGAUUUGAAAGAGCAGAUUGAGUUGAGUUAAAUUAUAACAAAAUUAUUUAACUGUCAGUCGGUUAAUUCAAUUUCCCAUAGUCUUUCUUGGUGUCAUUCAAUUCGGCUUGAUAAGCUCUUUCAAAUAUAGGGAAGGUGGAAAAUCAGGAAAGUACCAAAUAUUUUAAUGGAUCCCAGGCCAAUUGGAAAAUUAUAAAAAUUAAAUCGAGACUAAUUUAGAUCGAAACAAUAUUGUUGCUAUGAUUAACUUUAGUAUUAUAUUAUUAAAUACAACUUUAUAUGUUUUAAAUUUUUUAAAAGUGAAUACUGUGAAAUUUGAAAAAUAUUCUAUAAUAAUUUGUAAUGUAAGUUUAGUAGUAGCUAUUGGAUUCAGGCAAUGGUUUUUGAUUAAAAUACACAAAAGUGCAGAUGUAUAUAUAUUUGAUCCAAUAACAAUGUAUAUUUGUUUUAUUAUUUUUUUCUUUAUUUGGGAAUAUUUAAUUAUUACAAAAAGAGCUUUGAAUAAUGAAGGAGAAAGGAAAAAUAAUUGCAAUAUUAUUAAUGGAAAAAUAAUAUUUGGAAUAAUUAUCUUUGGAGUAAGUGCUAUUAUCUUUGGAACAGGUGGUCUUUAUUCAACUACUUACAACCUUGCAGGUAAAAAUCAUAUUUUUUUGAUUAAAGAGAAUAAAAAAUUAUUUUUAAAAUUUUUUAAAUUUUAGAUUUAUCAUUAUUUGUAUAUAUCAUCAACCUUAUUUUUGUAAUUAUUAAUAUUGUGAUUUUAUAAAUUAUUUCAAUGGCGCUUACUAUAAAUUUGAGAGAAUUUAUUCAAUUGUUGGAAUGGUCCUUUUUAAUAUUUGUUU